Molecule: messenger RNA, 729 nt
Organism: Cavenderia fasciculata
Lineage: Eukaryota; Evosea; Eumycetozoa; Acytosteliales; Cavenderiaceae
Exons: 4
Coding region: 1-729 (242 amino acids)
Source: RefSeq, a predicted model, not a curated record
AUGACUAUCGCAAAAACAGGAGCUUCUACAAUUCAAGCAAUUGUUAAUGCAGAAACAAUUAAAUCAAACAACUCAACACCAACAACUAAAUCAAUCAAAUUAUCCAUCAAACCAACAAUAUCAAUAUCAACCACAAUCGAAUCAAUCAAAUUAUCAAUCAAAUUAUCAAUCAAACCAACACAAUCAAAUCAAUCAAAUUAUCAAUCAAACCAACAAUAUCAAUAUCAACCACAAUCGAAUCAAUCAAAUUAUCAAUCAAACCACUAUCAGAUAAAUAAUAUUUGGUAUUCAAAUCAAUCAAAGAGAUGUAGCACAACAAGAACAAUACUCGAUCCCUCCAACAAAUCGGAGAAACAAAUUAUAACAAGUUACAGAGAGACCAUUCAUUUUCAUCCAAUAACAUAUACCUGUCGCAUGCUGGUGAAUGAUAUGUUGAUACAAUUAUCAUUCAUAUGGAUCAUUGUAUCAACCUAUCAUUCACCAGCAUUAUCGAUCGAUGACGGUACACCACAUGACGACGACGAUGAUCAGAAUCUCUCUAAUCGUUGUCUCUUUAGAUUCAGUUACAGAAAUAGGUUGGUGAAUAAGAUUCAAUUUCAUCAUCAAAAAGAGCUUAUUAUUAUGGAUGAUAUAUUGCCAGGUGGAGGUACUACACCAUUUGACAAACAGACAUGGUACGGAUUGGUAAGGCCUUUUAACCUCGACACUAAUUGUAUAUCAAUACUUUAA